UACAUCUGAGUUAAAUAAAACUCUUCCAAGUUCUUGUGUUAUUUUACAAGUGAUCUUCAAACCAAGCUGACUUUUAAAUUUUAACGGCUUCGAAUCGGUGUUCUAAAUUCAUUUUUUUUUAGAUUUACUUUGUUCAAUUGAAAGGACUGGCCGUUAUCAAACUGAGCUUUAUGGCUAUUGAAUGACGUUCGAAUAUUUUUUUUAGAAUUUUUUGUGAAAAGUGAUUUGAAUAGCGAUCGAUCAACUGCAUAGUUCCUAGAGGAAUAUAAAAUGUGUUUUUCAUUUAAAAAAGACCUUGUGUCCACUUGUGGUGCAUAAUUUUGUUACACGAGUCAUCUUGAUUCGUUUAGAGAUACGGACCAUUUUUCACUAUCACAUUGAAUUUCAAAUAUGGCUUUAUAAGCUGGGUUUUUUAUUUUUUGUGGACUAUUUUGGAACGAAUGCUUGUGGAAGUGGUUUAGUGCUUUGAGAAAGGAACUGGAGGCUAAACAUGAGAAACGUCAACAUAUUCGCAGCGAGGCUGGCAACCCUACUGGUAUUGCACACGGGGGGCGCCGGCCUAGCAUCGCCCACAGUCGUCACACGGCCCGCAAGCGUACAAUGGCUGCCCACAGAUAACCAAACUGUCUAUACGUUCCCACCGGGAGAAAUUCAAAGUUUGGAGCUGAACACUUCAUCGAUAUCAGCUCCUGUGUACGUCACAGUCAGUCCGUGCACAAGGGACGUACGCUGGGCCCUUUUUAGGGGCCACAUCGGGAAUAUGGACGAUCAACUGACAUUUGUGAGAGAAUAUAUUGGUCGACAGAUGACGACCCUAUUAGUAAAAGUAUCUCCGAACGAGAGAUACGUAUUACAGCUAUCGUCGGAAGCCGGCGGUGCGGCGGCGGUCAGUGUUCGUGGGGAGCCGCCGAGAGCAGUACGAUUAAGAUUACGCGUCCGAUCACGACGGAGGCUGUCCGCCAACUGGGACCCUAGCCCAAUAGACCCCCAAACCACAACCUACUGCAUAGUGGCAUCUCACCGAAUGAACUACACAUCGCUAUGCGCAGCCCAAUACGACUCCAACCCUACGGAUUGUGUUUACAACAGGCAGAACAGAACAGCAGAGAACAGAGUUGAAGAGUUCUACAGUAUUCAUGGAGGAGAUAUCAGAAGACGAAAGUAUGGACGCAGUACAAAGGUGUCUGACGAAGAUCCAUUGGUGACCUGCGUUGGGGUCAGAACACAUCAUUUGAUCGAGAAUCUGGACCCUAGUACGACCUACUUCGUGAGUGUUUUUGCCGUCGCGCGCGACCGCAGGGCGGGGUCCCUUCUCGCUACCGGCAGCGUCCGGCCAAAGUCAUCACCAGCAAGAAGACUACGGGAAAAUACACCUUACAGAACAGACAUUAAGGGCAAAAGUGUCUUCUACUUUAAGGCGAAUGUCGGUUCUCCUAUAUUUCUCUCCGUGUCAACGUGCGGAGGAACAGUGGACAUCGAGGUUCUGGUGAAAGGGAAGCAGAUACACAUCGCAAGGAAUAUCGAUCGCUACCUCAAGUUCUCCGUGGAACCGACUAAUUCAAUUCAGGAGACCAGCGAUGAAGGUUCAGUGCAGUUCGAGUCAAGUUCUGAAGAGGCCAAAGUUCGAUAUGUAGUGAGGAUCCGACCAAGCCGGUUGGAGGAAGAGGCAGUUGGGGUUGAGCUGACAGCAUCAACAUCCCGCUGGGGCGUCAUAGAACCAGAAUUAUCGGACGACAGUGCAACAGUGAGAGAGCUGAGGCCGAAGCGAACCUGCUCGUCUAUCGACGUGGCCUUCUUGCCAGCGUCUCAUUACGCCAAUGACGUCAUCAGGUACUGCAUAGUGGCUCGAGAGACGAACAGCGGAAACCUAUACUCAUGCUCACCGAAGGUAGCUGCAAAAGCGUGUUUCAACAGAGUACAACGACCAGCAUCACGAGUAAUAAAGCAGAAAAUAACUGGACUGAACAGUGCAAGAAAAUACGCCAUACAAGUGACCGCGUCCAGCAAAGGAAUAUCUGUGCCAUACAAAACUUUAUACGUCGACUUCGUUUGUGAUGAAUAAAUUGUACAAAUAUACUUGUCGGCGGCCAAUCGCAUGCCAGGUUAUAAAAAUCUUAGGCAUUUAGUGAAAAAAAAAAAUAUUUUUCUCGAGUCGACGCAGCCCCGCAUUGCGGGGCUUCUUCUUCGGGAAUAUGAAUGAAUUUGACAAGUCUGUCUCUUGUCACGUUACAGUUGGUAUUAGAUAUGAACUUUUCGAACGAGCAAAUUUUAGGAUCGGCGUACACGUUCCACUGUAAAUUUUAACUUUAAAACAAUUUCCUGUUUUUAGUAAAGUGGCGAAAAAGAUGCAACAUUUUGAAGUAUUUAUUAUAAUUAUGUAGUUAGAAAAUGAUAUUUUUAACUCUAUUAAAGCCAAACCAUGCUUUGCAUUAAAACAUUGUUUAAAUAAAUUAUGUACAAAUCGAUUAUUUUCU
Leguminivora glycinivorella is the source of this 2474-nucleotide messenger RNA. Its product is annotated as protein NDNF-like. Gene Ontology annotation, molecular function: protein binding. The transcript is spliced from 13 exons. Lineage: Eukaryota; Metazoa; Arthropoda; Insecta; Lepidoptera; Tortricidae. The coding region runs from base 491 to 2062 and encodes 523 amino acids. The record is from RefSeq and is a predicted model, not a curated record.